This is a messenger RNA of Oncorhynchus masou masou (cherry salmon), 1367 nucleotides long. RefSeq names its product substance-P receptor-like. Gene Ontology annotation, cellular component: plasma membrane; sperm midpiece. Gene Ontology annotation, molecular function: substance P receptor activity. The coding region runs from base 1 to 1242 and encodes 413 amino acids. Gene Ontology annotation, biological process: G protein-coupled receptor signaling pathway; positive regulation of flagellated sperm motility. NCBI's taxonomy places the organism in Eukaryota, Metazoa, Chordata, Actinopteri, Salmoniformes, Salmonidae. The transcript is spliced from 6 exons. The record is from RefSeq and is a predicted model, not a curated record.
AUGGAUCCCUUAUUCACCACAACUGAUUUAAAAUUGCCAAGCAAUUGGACCAACUCUUCAGGGGUCAAUGGAACUGAACAGGACUGGAACCAGUUUGUGCAACCCGUUUGGAGAAUUGUGCUAUGGGCAUUCGCCUACAGUUGCAUGGUUACUGUGUCUCUGGUGGGGAACGUCGUUGUAAUUUGGAUCAUUAUGGCGCAUAAACGAAUGCGAACUGUGACCAACUAUUUUCUGUUGAACCUCGCGUUUGCUGAAGCGUCUAUGUCUGCCUUCAACACCGUUAUCAACUUCAUCUAUUCCGUGCACAACGAGUGGUACUUCGGGCUGAUGUACUGUCGCUUUCACAACUUCUUCCCCGUCGCUGCUGUCUUCGCUAGUAUAUACUCUAUGACUGCGAUAGCGGUGGACAGGUACACUGCCAUCAUCCACCCCCUGCAGCAACGCAUGUCAUCCACAGAGACCAAGGUGAUCGUGGGGGUGAUCUGGGUGCUGGCUCUGCUUCUGGCCUUCCCUCAAUACUACUACUCAGUGACCGAGGAGCUCCCUGGACGAAUCAUCUGUUACAUCGAGUGGCCCGAAUACACCGGCUGUGACUACAAAAUUCUGUACUACGUAUGUGUGACUGUGCUGAUCUACUUCCUGCCUCUGCUGGUGAUGGGCUGUGCCUACCUGGUGGUGGGCCUCACCCUCUGGGCCAGUAACAUACCUGGAGACUCCUCUGACCGCUACAAGGAGCAGCUCACUGCCAAACGCAAGGUGGUGAAGAUGAUGAUCGUGGUUGUGUGUACAUUUUCUCUCUGCUGGCUGCCCUACCACGUGUACUUCCUGCUCCACCUGUUCUUCCCCCUCCUGUUUGAGACGCUCUACAUCCAACAGGUGUACCUGGCUGUCAUGUGGCUGGCCAUGAGCUCCACCAUGUACAACCCUAUCAUCUACUGCUGUCUCAACGACAGGUUCCGAGCUGGCUUCAAGCAGGCCUUCAGCUGCUGUCCCUGUGUCCCCACCAGCUCCUACGAGGGUCUGGAGCUCAAGUCCACACGUUACCUGCAGACCCAGGCCAGCAUGUACAAGGCCAGCCGCAUGGAGACCAACGUGUCCUCCGUGAUGCAUGUGGCCGACGACCUGGAGCCUCCCAGGUGCUCCUCUCUUGACCUGACCUCUAACGGCUCCUCGUCCCGCAGUGUCUCCAAGAAUGUGUCGGAGACCUCCAGCUUCUACUCUAGCAACAACCUGCCUGAGUAGAGAGGGGAAAGGAGGAUCAGGCACCACUAAACACUCUAUCUCACUAUACCUGCCCAUGGGGGCUGUGUUUGUGUAUGUGUGUGCAUGCGUGUGCACAUAUAUUCCAUCCAUGUUUGUCUUUGACC